GCACUGCGGCACCGGAAGUACAGAACACAACACAGCGGCAGAGCAGGGGAUGUGGAGUUAAUCCUCUGCCAAAGGUUGCCUUUAAUCGUUUUUGCCAGUACUCUUUAUCAGGCUCGGGUCGGUGAGCUUUGGCAUCCCGUCAAAUCGCAGUAGACAGACAGACAGCAGAGGGAGGAGGCGUUCAAUCGGGGACACUGCAGCGAGAGCAUCAUCAUAGCACACGCUCUCAGAGCGCUGCGCGUGCACGCUGCAUCCCUCUCUCUGCCAUCUCUGGCAUUUUAACAAGAGCCGCUUCAGCAAGAGGAGAGAUACGAACAUGCCCAUCAAAUCUGCGAAUUUCAAGCUGAGCAUUUGUUUUUAUUAUUAUUAUUUGUAUAUGCUGUGUGGAUGUGAACUUUACUGGUUUCCCCGGAUAAAAUCAAAGUAAGCCACAGCAUCUCUGUUGAUGUUACUCAUAUCCAGCCCGUUAUCAGCACCGCUCAGCUGGAAUGAAAGAAGAGCAUUGCUACCAGAGAAAACAGCGCAUAAACCUGGAUCAGGAAAUGAAUCGUCUUUGCUCUGUUAAUAAUAACUUUCCAUAUGACAACAAUCUCCUGGUGUUGGACAUGGUGCUGAGCUCGCUAUGGGCAUCGCCUCAGCCAAUCAACUGGGAGAAUGUUGCCAAGUUGGUUCCAGGGUUCACACCUAAAGAGUGUGCACAGAGGUUUGAAGAGCUGAAGACUACGGGCAGUUUCCCUCAUGUUGAUGACCAGUGUAACCCACUGACCGGAGCAGUGAGUUCUCCAUCAGAACCCUUUCCCACUUACAUCAAAUCUAAUUUAUUGGACAUUACCAGAGAUACGGGGGAACCACAGUCCAAUCAGGCCACUCUCUCAGAGUCAGGCCUCACUGUGAUCCCUACUGGUCGAGGAGACUCUGCAGAGAGUGAGAUUGCAGAUCCUGCCAAGAAGAUUGAGAGAACAGAAGGGAAUAAAAGCCCCAAUAUGGUAAUCCAUGUUUGUGAUGAGGCCAAGAACCUGAAGCAGGACUUUGUGUGUCCAAGAAACCUUCUGGUGAAAGAGAUGCGUUACUUUGAAGAGUAUCUGUCUGUGGACCCACAGCGAUGGGAUGAGGUGGACAUUUCUGUCCACUGUGACGUCCAAAUCUUCGACUGGCUCAUGAACUACGUCAAGAGUCACAACACUGAACAUUCGCAUGGAAAACACGUGGACAAACCCAAGCUGGGUAACUGUCUUUUGGGAACUGUUUCAGAAGUUCUGGAGCACAGCAAUGUCAUCUCAAUCCUGAUCUCCUCCGAGUUCUUGAAGAUGGAAACUUUAGUUGAGGAGUGUAUCCAGUAUUGUCACAAACAUAUGAGUGCCAUCAUAGCAACGCCGUGCAAUAUGAACUGCAUCAACAACAACCUGGCCGGACGCAUUGCUGAUCUCUUCAGCCACAAUGAGGCAGAUGACCUCAAGGACAAAAAAGACAAAUUCAAAAGUAAACUAUUUCAGAAAAAGAUCGAGAGAUUAUUUGAUCAUGGUUAUCAUAAUCACGAUUCCCCUGGUAAUGCAUCUACUCUGUACAGAUGUGGACUUUGCCUUAAGCUUUUAACCAAAGAAACAGAGAGAAAAAUCCCUUGUGUUCCAAACAAAAUCAACAUAGAUGCCCGAGGAAACAUUAUAUUCACUCACACCAGACAUAAGGCCUGGGAGGUACAUGAGUAUGUUAAUGGGCUUUAUGAAGAGUUGAAGUCCUGGGUACUGGUUUACUGGAGGAUCUGGGGCACCAUCAACUUCCUUGCCUGCUCACGCUGCAAACAGACAUUCCUGUGUACGGAGUUGGGCCAGUGUAAAUAUCACCCAGAGGCGGUUGUGUAUCCUGGCAUUGGGGCAGAGCAAAGAUGGCACGGCACUGGUCUUUACCCCUGCUGCAACCAGAAAGUCCUACGAUUCGAUCCCUCCUCCAUGCCCAAGGGCUGUAAAAUAAGAGACCACAUUGUAAGUGCGACAGAUGGUGGUGACUGCGGCGAUCACAAUGUAAACUCAACUCAGACCAGAAUACUCAAUGACCUGCUGCUACACAGAGAGGCUGUGUGUGUGCCCGAGAGCUCUGAGGACCCUUCUACAGGCAGUGAACAUGCACCAGGAUAUGAUGUAACACUGGAGCAAGGGAUGCUUACAGCUCACAGACCCAAGGAAACCACAGCUUUUUCACUCUUAAAAAGCUGGAGUCUUCAGCUGCGGCAGCAGUCUCUGCUGUCUGAAGAUGAGGAAUACACUACUGGGUCAGAGGUCACAGAAGAUGAGGUUGGGGAUGAAGAAGACACUUCAAAAAAACAAGCUGCAAAGAAGGCAAGAAAAUCUGGCAAACCUUUGAAAAAACAAGUGUCCUCGCCGAAUUUUCAACGUAAGGAAAAAUCUGGAGAAAAGGCACCAUCUCGAGACUCAACCCCGUUCACCGUCAGCAUCCAGAAGAAUAAGUGGGAUAGCAAUCGCUCCAUGAGGUACAAUCAGGAUGCACAGAGGGAGGAGGAUCAGAGGAGAAUGGAGGAGAUUAUAGCAAAUCUCACUAAAAUGCGCUUCGGUGACCAGGAGCAGACAAAGUUUAAAGACACAAAAGAGCCUGCAGGGGGGCUCUACCCGAGGCUGGAGGCCCAGUUUAAGGCCUCCUCACAGUCCAGCGGAAGACACAGCAGCUCAGAGAAAACAAUAAGAGCAAAGACACGCUCGGGGCCGUCAAAACCGACUUAGAGGAAAUAUGGAGAUAAGUGGAUGAGUUUUUGAAAAGGAGGAGUAAAUGAGGUUGCUGCUGUUUGACGAGGCAGAAGAAACCAUCGCUCUUUUCGUCCAUCAUUUGCUUCACUCCUCACCCCACCCUCCUCCCGAACUCUGUCCAGACACAGCAGGAAUAGCAUUAGCGUCUUUUCCGUUACAAUCCCAGGAGAAGAAUGGAUUGUUGGUGUGGUCGCUGAUGUCAUAAUUGUAGCUAUAAAGCAUAAACAAUGGACCUAAUAAAACCUUCAGUUGCACUGUAAACAACAAGCUUUUGGCUGCUAUUGAAUUGGUUGCACCCACUAAAGAAUUGGGUAAUACUUUACAGUAAGGUUUCAUUAGUUAACUACUUUAGUAUUAAGAAUUAACAAUGAUUCUACAGCAUUUAUUAAUCUUAGUUCAUGCUAAUUUUAAACAUUUACUAAUACAUUAUUAAAGGGUUAGUUCACCCAAAAAUGAAAAUAAUAUCAUUUAUUAUUCACCCUCAUGCCGUUCCACGCCCGUAAGACCUUCGUUAAUCUUCGGAACACAAAUUAAGAUAUUUUUGUUAAAAUCCGAUGGCUCAGUAAGGCCUGCAUUGCCAGCAAUGACAUUUCUUCUGUCAAGAUCCAUUAAUGUACCAAAAACAUAUUUAAAUCAGUUCAUGUGAGUACAGUGGUUCAAUAUUAAUAUUAUAAAGCGACGA
Molecule: messenger RNA, 3438 nt
Organism: Ctenopharyngodon idella (grass carp)
Lineage: Eukaryota; Metazoa; Chordata; Actinopteri; Cypriniformes; Xenocyprididae
Gene: sanbr
Product: SANT and BTB domain regulator of CSR
Exons: 21
Coding region: 489-2732 (747 amino acids)
Source: RefSeq, a predicted model, not a curated record